AUGUUUUUCCAAUUUAAAGAAGAACACAGUUUUGAACAAAGAAAAGCUGAAGCUACAAAGAUUCGUCAAAGAUUCAACAAUCGUAUCCCAAUAAUCUGUGAAAGAGCUGAGAAAUCCAACCUUCCAGAAAUUGACAAGAAGAAAUACCUUGUUCCAUAUGAUUUAACUAUUGGUCAAUUUGUUUACGUUAUUAGAAAAAGAAUUCACCUACCAGCAGAAAAGGCAAUCUUUAUUUUUGUUAAUGACAUAUUACCACCAACAGCUGCUUCAAUGAGCUCAAUCUAUGAAGAACAUAAAGACGAAGAUGGAUUCUUGUAUGUUCUUUACUCAAGUGAAAACACUUUUGGUGAUGCAACUGUUGAUAUUGCAAGCUUGCCAGGUGUUAUUGAACUAAAUGAAUAA
Messenger RNA from Hansenula anomala, 402 nucleotides. RefSeq names its product ubiquitin-like protein ATG8 (gene ATG8). NCBI's taxonomy places the organism in Eukaryota, Fungi, Ascomycota, Saccharomycetes, Phaffomycetales, Wickerhamomycetaceae. The record is from RefSeq and is a predicted model, not a curated record. Gene Ontology annotation, cellular component: fungal-type vacuole membrane; autophagosome; cytosol. Bases 1 to 402 code for a protein of 133 amino acids. Gene Ontology annotation, molecular function: phosphatidylethanolamine binding. Gene Ontology annotation, biological process: cellular response to nitrogen starvation; macroautophagy. The transcript is spliced from 2 exons.